Messenger RNA from Phytomonas sp. EM1, 144 nucleotides. Lineage: Eukaryota; Euglenozoa; Kinetoplastea; Trypanosomatida; Trypanosomatidae. The record is from the annotation of a GenBank genome assembly.
AUGUUAUGCGCAUGGUCUUAUUUAAGUAUUUGUGUUGAUGCACUCUCAAGAUUAUUUGCUUACUUGUUUUCUGUAAAUGAAACGACAUUCAGAACCGAACUUGGAGUGAAUAAAGACUCAUUCUUUUGUUCGUGGUGCAAUUAA